Molecule: messenger RNA, 274 nt
Organism: Paraglomus occultum
Lineage: Eukaryota; Fungi; Glomeromycota; Glomeromycetes; Paraglomerales; Paraglomeraceae
Source: the annotation of a GenBank genome assembly
UAGGAGGAGUCUAAGGCAAUCACCCUAUCCAUCUUUACCCCGUGAUCCAAUAAACAUUAAUACAAACAAUCCCGAUGCUGAGCAAAAUAAUGGCGUUCACCUACCUCCGGUUGAAACAUCAUCUCUUCAACCACCACCUUACGAGGCCACAGAUGAAUCACAAAAUAAUUCUUCAGAAAUGAAUCAGAGAUAUGUUGUUUCUAAUCGCGAAGCUCGAAGAGCCAUGAGUGUAGACCCUCUGGGUCAUUGCUUCGCAAUAGAGCUUCGCUCAUGA